Lobosporangium transversale is the source of this 2952-nucleotide messenger RNA. Its product is annotated as rab-GTPase-TBC domain-domain-containing protein. NCBI's taxonomy places the organism in Eukaryota, Fungi, Mortierellomycota, Mortierellomycetes, Mortierellales, Mortierellaceae. The coding region runs from base 1 to 2952 and encodes 983 amino acids. The record is from RefSeq and is a predicted model, not a curated record. The transcript is spliced from 5 exons.
AUGUCUGAACGUCGUGCAUCUUUUGGCCAUAGAGCAAGCAUGAGUCUAAAUUCUGCUGGAGAUUUCCUUUUCAACAGCCUUGUCGAAAAUGUCCAGAAAGGGACGUCAGCUACUCAAAAAUCACUUCGUCAGCUUCCUUCUUUGAAUAGAUCUGUAUCAUCAUCAUUAGGAAGCACAUUUUCAUUAUCAUCGAUUGCAACCAAAAUCCCGACUUCUAAUGCAUUAGAAAAGAUGAUCCAUUCAGUGCGACAAGAAGAGCAGAAUGUGUCAAUGGAGGAUGCUACUCAUAGAAUUGUCCUACAGUGUUCACAUGAGAACUACGUGGUGGCUCUUGCUCUGGAUGAAUCUGCUAUUCGAGCGGAUUGGGACUGUAUCCAUAAGACAGUGUUCCCGAAGAUCACAGAUUUAGAAUUGGAUGCAGCAUCAAAUCGAAGAGAUGAAAAUGAGUCGGAUAGGAAGUGGAUCUAUGAACUGGACAGACUCAGCGAAGCAUUAUCCUUAGAUCAUGACCAAGAUAAAGCCAUCAUGAGCGCAGAACUUGAUCGAAUUUUUGGGUUUGUGAACGAAGAAUUGUUGUGCUUUUACCGCUCAAGUUAUAUUCGAGAAGACGGCGUAUUAUUGACAGGACACAUUGCACUUACAAAGAAUUACGUAUGCUGGCACAAUUCUCCGAUAACAGACAAGACAUUGGACGCAUCUGCAGUCAUGUUCAACUUCAAUUACGAUCCAAGUUCAAUUACAAGCACGAAAACAGCAUACAAGGACGUUAUUGCAAUAGAGAACGAACAUCAAGGUCAAAAAGGCUAUGCUGUCGUCAUUACAAGGGCCUACAAGAGCAUAUUCGUUCCGACAUUUCAUCAACGAGAAAUCUUGGAUAUGCUGACACACUUUUGCAAUGCUUAUAUGCGACUCCUUGUUUCAAGCAUAGGAGAUGGCGAACCUGGUCACAACAGUCAAAAACAACAACCAUCGAUGGUAGAAUCACAAUCUGUAUCUUCUCAAGCCAAGGAGAUUCCUACUAUCGCUUUUUCAAUCAAUUCUACAUCUGAUCUAAAGACCUUUCAAAAGGAAGCACGCUUUCGUUCCUUAUUCAGACUUCCACCAUCAGAGACACCACUUGAAGAAUUCAUUGUGUCCUUUGAGACAAGGUUGACGGCGGAUGCUCAGGAGGGUACAGUUUACAUGUCCCAAAAUUUCAUUUGUUACAUGAGUGGAUCACUUACCCCAGGUAUAUCGACAUCUGAUGCAUCUUCGGCUGAAAUACCCACGCCGUCACUAAUGGUUGUUAUACCUUUGUCCGAAAUUUUGGAAAUUAAGCGCGAGCAGAGCUUCUCUAGCAGCAAUAAGAUGGGGGGAACAGGGGGGGGCCUCUUUCAUUCCGCAUCUAAUCAACAGACACUGGCGAGCCUUAUGUCCCUCGUAGGCCUACCUCAAAUGGGCGUCAUGAUCAUCCUACGGUCUCGGUUCGCUCUUUGGUUCACUCGAGCGCAUGGUAGUAACCAGGAGCUGUACGAUGCAUUUAGUAAGGCUCUGCGAGCCACUGGGCACUCUACAGCGCUGCUCAAAACGCUCGAAACCCAAACAAGCCAGAGCAUCCUUCGACGCAACCCUAGUACUACUAGUUCCAUUUGGUCAUCAUCCCAGUCUGAGGAUCAUACGCUUGUGGAUGAAUGUGGCAACACAGAUUGUGAUGGGACAGCACCGCUUCAGGUAGGACUUCAACAUCUCCUUGCUAUGGAACUGGAGGGCUCUGAUGGAAAUCUGCAGUAUCCAAUGACGCAGGCAACGUUCAAUAAAAAAGAUCAACAGCGCGAACUGGACAUUGAGAGCGCUUGGGUUGAUUACUUUGCAUUCUAUGGCAGGGAUAUGUGCAUGGUCAAAACUAGGAAGCUGCAAAGGCUGAUCCUCGAUGGUGUGAGCGAGACAUUUCGUCCGCAGUUAUGGAUGGUGCUUUCAGGCGCCUCGUAUUUUCGAUCUGGCGACGACUCUUAUCGAUUAAACCUUCAAGCCUGUACCGAAAAAGUCUCCUCAGUCCUAGGGGAAAUUGAAAAGGAUGUGAUGCGAAGUAUGCCAGGUCAUCCUGCAUUCCAAUCUGCUACUGGAUUGGGAGCUCUUCGACGUGUUCUCUUUAGCUAUUCCUGGAGAAACCCAUCGAUUGGGUAUGCUCAAUCCAUGAACAUAAUUGCAUCAGUCUUCCUACUUCAUCUCAAAGAGGAGGAUGCAUAUUGGCUAUUGGCCACUCUCUGUGAGCAGCUCUUGCCAGAUUAUUAUUCCAAGACACUUUUUGGUGUUCAAGUCGAUCAAAAAGUGUUUUCACACCUGAUGGGGAUAUCUUUACCAGCCCUUGCUGGUCAUUUUUACGCGAUUGAUUUCGAUCAAGCCACGAUCACACUGCCAUGGUUUCUCUGCUUGUUUCAAUCAGCUUUCCCAGUUCCUGUAGCGACUCGAGUCUUGGAUUGCUUCUUUUAUGAAGGUCCCUUAUUUUUGUUUAUGCUUGGUUUGGCUAUCCUUAAGAGUUGUCAAUCGUUACUCUUACAUUGUAAAAAUGAUGAAGAGGUUGUGAUGACGAUUCAGUCUUUCUUCAGGAGUUUCAAGGACCCUGAGAUCCCUGAGUUGUAUCGUGACAGACUAGUAGAUUCGGAUGAGGAUGCAGAUACUGAUGCAGACUCGGCAGAUCGUCAACAAUCUCAAAGACAAGGUCAUUACCAAGCGAAAAAAGGAGAAAAGACGCUGUUGCUGCAUCCAAAUAGGAAAAAGGAGAGUACAGUCUUGCAAACGAUGAUGGGUGACAAGGAAACUUGUUCAUUGAAUGGUAUGAGGCGGAUGGACCAGUUGCUGGAAAUGGCCUAUGCAGACUUUUCGUUUAUCACACAAAACGAUGUGCAAAUGCUUCGCGACCGGUUCCGAAUGACAGUUGCAUCCUCUAUGAAUCAAAAUAAUACAAAAUUUUGA